Fulvia fulva is the source of this 2988-nucleotide messenger RNA. RefSeq lists its product as uncharacterized. The record is from RefSeq and is a predicted model, not a curated record. The transcript has a single exon. Bases 1 to 2988 code for a protein of 995 amino acids. Lineage: Eukaryota; Fungi; Ascomycota; Dothideomycetes; Mycosphaerellales; Mycosphaerellaceae.
AUGCCAGAUCCCCCAGAGAAGCGAGUCGUGUCUAUAGAGAGCCUGUUGGGCAUUGCGCCUUGUCAACCGGGACGAAACGCAUUUGCGGAAGCUGAUCAAGCGAAGCACAGAUACAUGCAAUCUGCGAACGCGUUUUACGCGCUGAAGUACCCUCCACCACCACCCACACAUCCCACACUUCGCGACUCGAACAUGACCACGAUGUCGCAGUUCAUGGGCGACGGACCACAGUCACCACCACUCAAUCUGGGCACGACCCCUGACACCACACCGCAGCCCACCCAGCGAGCCUUCGUCGAGGAGUAUGCAGAGCAGCGCCAACAUCAGACAUCAGGCAGCACAGAGGAGCGCGUGCCGGUCUUUCGUCCCACUCCGAACCUCGUCAGCGACGAAUUUGGCCAGCAGCCGCCUGCGAAAGAGGUCAAGUUCGCCGAGCAAGCCUCUCAGCUGAAGAGUCCCAAGAAGAACGCAUUCUUUGCCAUUUUCCGCCGCCGUACCGAGUCGGCGGCAGCACCUCCACCCGCGAUGGCCGAUGUGUCGAAGAGCGCCUCGAACCACAUGCACCCGAAAGCCGCAGCAGUUCUGGCCACCAACGUCCAUACGCCUAAGAGACUUGCACGCUCUCCCUCGAAGACGAAGGCUUUCUUCCGCCGUCGGACAUCUGAUGCUAGCGACAUGCUCACUUCGCUAUCACCUCUCAAGGACGGCAAAUCCUCUAAAACUGCGCAACACGACGAACCACCACCCCGCUCACAGACGUCUACCGGACACUAUAGCGCCACUCCUCGCAAGCCAUCCCUCGUCAGCCCGUCGAGACACAUUGCAUCUGCUCCACAUUCGGAUGCUGGCAGUGCGCGCAACAGCUCCCGCAACAGCACUCCACAUCUCGGACGCUCGUUGGCAACAAUGGACGGUCACAAUCAGAUACCACCUACGCCACCCUCGAAGGAUACACCACCGGACGAGAAGGCAGUACGCAACGUGGUAGAUCGCAAGAUGCCAUUCCUCUCAUUCAAGAACAGCACUCCGACCAAGACCACCGGCUUUGUCACUGUAAGCGAAGGUCUGAGUCCUACCAAGUACGGCAGCUACGCCACCCGAGUGGGAGCGAAGCUGGUCACUCAGCCUAGCUCACAUUCUCUGCGAGCUUCUGUUGUGCCAGGCGCUAUGGAUCGACAGACUUUUGAGGAUGUGAAGUCGCGGGUGAAUGGCUUGGGACUUGCAGGUAUGGACAUGCCGGCAGAGACCCAUCGUCAGAGCCAAGCAGCAGCUUUAAUGUAUUCGCCGAGCGUCUACUCGCCAGAGCUCGGUGACAGCAACUGGGGAAGAAAGUCAUUUGCCACCUUCGAGCGGGUCGAAGAAGAGCAAGGUGAAGGCGAGGGCGAAGAGCACGGCGAUAACCCAUGUCUGCCAUCAAGCCCACUUGGGCUGCAGGGACACAAGAAGCGCCACUCACUCGCGACAUCGACUGCUGGCCACCUCGAGGUGCCCGCGCCACAAAUGCUCAAACUGCCAUCGGGUCACUCUCGUCAAGAUCUGCAGGUUCCCGUCAACACUGCGAAGACCACGGAAUCGUCAGCCACCAUUGAGGUCGCAUAUCCUGAGCUAGCUAAGGAUCCCUCAAUUGCCAGUUUCAUGAAUCUAGACCCCAACACCCCAAAGGACGCGACCAUGUUGAGCAGUAUCGAAGAAGUACAGGGUCUGUACCAGAAUACACCAAUCACCACUGAUGGCAAGCGGGUGAUGAGCUCCUCUCUCUUCUACAGCCCAGGCGACUCACCAAUGCCGAACCACCCCAGUGCUCAGGUGUCGCCGCUCCAGCCUCAGGUCUAUAACAAGCACUUGGAGACCUUACCAGCUACGGUCUAUACUCCCGCACCAAAGAUCCGCAAGGCGCAGAAUAAGCUAUCGCAUGGCCAUUCAGUGGAGAAUCUCAUCGAUAUGUACAACAAUGCGUACACGCCAACAACAAAGCUGCCACCGCGCAAGGGUUCCGGCGAGCAAUCUGUCUACUCGCCCUACGGCGCCGACUCACCGACACUCAAGUCCGAGCAGCGCAAAGCAUCUGGCGACCAGCCGCUGUAUCCUUUCAACGGCAGCGCAAGUGGCUUCGUCCCUCCCCCCGGCAUCAGUCCCGAUAUCCCAGCCCAGAAGCCAAAGCAUUCCAAUCUCUUCGACAACAAGCCAUUCCUGCCUAUGGAAGGCAGCGCUAGUGGUAUCGACCGAGAACGCGAAGACAGACGCCAGUCCAUCGACAUCGAUCCGAAAAAGUCGCCAGCGACUUCCGCUAAGCAGCAUGUCGACGGACAGCAGACUGUCGACAACGUCACCCGCAUGAUCAACGAGCGUAAGAAGCAUCUCCAAGAUAUGACAGACAAUGCCCAGCGCAUGAACGCUCGUCUUGAGGCACGUUUGUCAGCCAGUGAAGGCGGUGGCAUACCAUCAGACAUCAGUGGCCCGAUCCCGACUAUCAUGUACGAGGAUGAUAGUGGGGUGGAGAUCACCAACGGCAAGCGCGGCAGUCCAGAUUCGAAGUACGACUCGAAGAAGAAGCGUAUCUCAACCAACUUCGCUCGCGACUUCUACGGCAAUUCUCCUACAUCUCAGCGAAAAGUCUCACCAGCUGACACGGAGGCUUCCACCAUUAUUCUUACGCCGAACCUGCCGCAUGGUGGCUUCCCGCGUACUAACGGAGUCGUCACGAGUAGCACGCUUGUUGGCCACAGCAUCGCCGCCCAAGAGGACUUCGCAUCAGCACCUGAGACUCGCUCCUCCACGUCUUCGAUCAAGCCGGCUAGUGCUUCCAGUGCGGGUGCUCAGGCCGAGAACGGCGAGGUGAGAGAGCUGAAGGCGAUGAUCAAACAGCAACAGGAUAUGAUGCAGCAGAUGAUGGCGCAGAUGCAGCAGAUGAGUACGAGCAUCAACUCGAGGCAGCGUACUAGUGGCUCGCCACCAGAUCGGGAGGACAGUUGGUUCAAUCCAGGCUAG